Toxotes jaculatrix (banded archerfish) is the source of this 5771-nucleotide messenger RNA. It is a transcript of the gene cadm3, whose product is annotated as cell adhesion molecule 3. Gene Ontology annotation, cellular component: presynaptic membrane. NCBI's taxonomy places the organism in Eukaryota, Metazoa, Chordata, Actinopteri, Toxotidae. Bases 314 to 1549 code for a protein of 411 amino acids. The record is from RefSeq and is a predicted model, not a curated record. Gene Ontology annotation, biological process: homophilic cell-cell adhesion. The transcript has 11 exons.
UACAAACACACACAGAGCGAGAGAGAGAGAGAGAGAGAGAAAGAGAAAGAGAGAGAGAGAGAGAGGAGGAAAAAGCAAGAAAAACAAGGAGUCAGGCGAAGGAACAAGGAGAUAAAAAAGUCGAUAAAAAGCAGAUUGAGAGGAGGCUCCGGACAAGCGACUGCUGCGCAUCAAAGGAGGGACCUUACUGGGGACCUUAUUGGAGACCAGCGCCAACAAAACCCGACUCCGGAGGCGAAAUAUAACGGUGACGCUCCAGAGCUCCUCUGCCCUCCUGAGGAUUCAGUGAGACAGGCGGAUCUGUGCGCAGACCAUGGCCUUCCCAUCAGCCCCCUCCACAUUAUGGAUUGUCAGCUUAUUGACAGUGCUUUUGGCAGCUGCGGUUCACAGCAACACUAGCUAUGAUGAGGACCCGUUGCAGCCAAUGACCUCAGAUGAGACGGUGUCUGUGGGGGGCACGGUGACACUCACGUGCCGGGUGGCAGAGAGCGACAACUCCUCACUGCAGUGGUCCAACACUGCGCAGCAGACUCUGUACUUUGGAGAGAAGAGAGCACUCAGAGAUCACCGCAUUCAGCUGCACCGCUCGACAUCCACCGAGCUUUCCAUCACCAUCGCUGACGUGCAGCUGUCCGACGAGGGCGAGUACACCUGCUCCAUCUUCACCAUGCCAGUCCGCACCGCCAGAGCCACCGUCACCGUGUUAGGUGUGCCUGGUAAACCUCAGAUCUCGGGCUUUGAGAAGGCAGUGCCGGAGGGGGGCAAAGUCACCCUGACCUGCACCAGCACCGGCAGCAAACCCCCCGCCAGGCUGAUCUGGUACCUCGGAGACAAGGAGCUGGAAGGGCGUCCAGACGUGGUGGAACCCAUUCCAGACGAUCCCACAUACAACGUGAGCAGCGAACUCACCCUGGAGGUGACCCGCAGCGACGACAAUGCCCUCGUCACCUGCGCUGUCGACCAUCCCUCUCUCGCCCCGGGGGACAAGAGGAGCCAGCAGCCUCUGCGGGUGUUGUAUUCCCCUAAUGUGGAGAUCCAUCCUGAGAGCGAUUUGCCCAGAGAGGGGGAGAAGUUUUAUCUCCAGUGUUUGGGCAACGGCAACCCAGAGCCCUCCAUCUACAUAUGGGAGAAGAAGGAUGGAGAGCUCCCCCCACAGGCCAAAGUCGACGGUGCUUACCUGCGCUUCGAGAUGCUCAACAAAUCAGAUAAUGGCGUUUACCUCUGCCAUGCUGACAACGGCAUCGGAAACAGCCAGGGGGAGUACACACUCCUGGUGCAAGAAGAUGCUGCAGACAACAUUGCAGACCCCACAGCCAUGUUGACCUCUUCAGGGGUGGACCACGCUGUGAUCGGAGGGGUGGUGGCUGUUAUCGUCUUCAUCCUGCUCUGCCUGCUCAUCGUCCUCGGCAGAUACCUCAUCAGACACAAAGGAACGUAUCUGACCCACGAAGCCAAGGGCUCGGACGACGCCCCCGACGCUGACACGGCCAUCAUCAACGCAGAGGGAGGCCACUCUGGAGCAGAGGACAAGAAGGAGUACUUCAUCUAGAUAGAGGAUGGUGGGGUGGAGGAAAGGAGCGAGAGGGGGAGGAGGGGGGAAAGUUGGAGGACGUGGAUUAGAGGAGAGGGGAGGAGUGAAGGAAAAAAAAACUCCAUUUUGUUUUCACGACGCUUCAGUUCUUCACUCGGUUGGAGGGAUGAUGGGAGGGGAAGGGAGGGAAAGAACUGUGGGCAGGAUAAAGUGAUGGGCUGAGCUUCGACUGGUACUACCCUCUUUGCUUUGAAACAGGGAAGUGAGAUUUUUCACUGACAUAUGGACGAACUGAAGUUACACACUCACACACACACACACACACACUCACACACAAACAUACAUACGAGUCAGUUUUGGGAAAAAUUCUUCUCGCACAGACUCGAACACAGGCCUCCUACUAACACAUCUGAAUUAUGACACGUUAACAUAUUUUUACACAGGCAUCCUAUCCUAUGUCUUAACUGUCAAUGCCUCGAGAAAGCAAAAUUGUAAGUCACAUUCCGGCAUCCCGAGCUGAUAUUUCACUUCUCACCACCAUGCCAACCUGUCUCCUCAACAUCUAAACCAACCAGCCCUGUUUUUUUUUUUCACAUUUUUGUCCUCAUUCUCUCCAGCUAACAAGGCAGUAUCUCUCUGUAAACAUCCUGGUGGCAGAGAAAUCCAUCUAAAUUAUUACUGACAGACAUAAUCUCCCUCUCUCACAGUUUAAUCUUUUUAUGCCAUCAAACCUCUUUCUGCGCCCUCACACACCCUGGUACGAGCUGACAAUUUUCCCUCAACGCAGCACCACACAACGUGCAACAUGCAAAAAUAGCAUUCCCGCCUUGCGCUAUAAAGCCAAGGGGCUCCAGUAUACAUAUAUAAAUAUAUAUAUAUAUAUAUAUAUAGAAUUAUAUAGCAUUCUUUUUACUUGACAGAAAAUGUUUGGUGUGAUGUAAAUACACUCUCUCUGUCCUCUCUCUGUCCUCUGUCCCUCCCUCUUCUGUCUAUCUUCCCCCUCUCUCUCCACAUCUCCCUCUCUCCUGUAUCUCAUACAGUCUGUUACUGCAUUACAGUAACUUAUAUACUCUAAAAAAAGAAAAAAAAAAAGCCUGCCUGUUUUUAUUACAUGCGUUGAAAUGCUGAGUCGAAAAUAUCAGUAUCUGGGGGAAAAAAAAUAAUAGUGAUGAUGAUGUUGCGAUGAAAACUAACCUUAUCUGCAAAUAUUUGUAUGAGGAACGUUUUCCUUCUUCUUUUUUUUUUUUCUUCUUUUGUUCCUAUUUGGUUUUUGGGACUUUUGAGAGGUUUUCUCUCAUCAGUGUCUCAGUGUGUUACCGUCAGUGUUAACAGUUUACAGUGUCUGUCCGUUUGUCAGUCCAGGAGUCCAUAAAUCUGAUUUUCAACAUGUGGUCUGAUUUUUAGGUUUAGGGUUUUGAUGCCAUUUGUUUAUUUACUUCUCUCUCUCUCUGUGCCCCACAUCCACUGCCGCCAUUUUGUCCCCGCUUAGCUGGGCCCCUACUCCCAAACAUUAAACUGUAGCAAAACCUCGGUCGAACACACUUUCGAAAGGUGUUAAAAUAUUUGGUGGUAUCACAUGAGUAUCGCUUGCGCUCAUGGAUCGCUGUAGUCUUCCUUCCACUCGGCCCUGCUGCACGCACCGCUCGCCUCCACCUUUCUUUUUUCUCCCUGCAGCAGACUGCUUGUCUUGGCGUGGCCACCUGGCGCUAAAUUCAUUGAGUAGUGACAUCAUGACUUCCUCUAAGAAGUUGGCACGGUCGCUGCUUCAGGGAGGCGAAAAUGCUUGCUUGCUUUCCACUACGGGGCCAAACAGGACUGCCUACAUGCAUUAUGACAAACAUCCUGGCACAAAAACGCUCUGUUAUUGUUUCUUUGUCUGUGUGUGUGUGUGUGUGUUACUGCAAGCAGGAAUCAUUCGCCAGCUUAGCAAAAGGUUCCCAUAAAUGAACAGUGUUUUAUUAAGGUUGCGAGUUCGCCUUGGCACUGGCAAGCUUCACUUGGCCCGGUCGUGGAAAUUGAUUGCAAUCUAACUAAGAGGCUCUGGGCUCCAGACUGUUCACACGCCAAGGUUUGGCUCGGUGGGCAGGGUGCCGAGCUGGAGUCUGGGUUGCACUAUCGCUGAAGAAAGUCACUUAGGAACUUAAAUGUCCCCUUCUCUUUUUUUUUCCCCCCCACCUCUCCGCUCGUCCAUUUCUUUUCAUUCUUUAAUUAAUCAUCCCGUCUACGUCCUUAUCCACCUUCACCUGUUCUCUCCUCUCCUCAUCACUCCUUCCACCUCACCACCCCCCUCCAUCUCUGCUCGAUGUCCGAAUCUCCUUGCUGGUCUCUCUCUCAUUCAGGAGUCCAUGUAGACGUACAGUAGAAGUAGCGUCUGUAGGUUUGACAGCGUUCGCUGAUGGCUCUUCACAACACUUUCUGGGAGUGUUUUGGAGAGGAAUCCAUUUGCUUUUGUCUGUCUGUCCACAGACAGUUAUGUCUGUGAUAGUUUUUGUAUACCUUUUUUGGGAAUGUUCAGGGAUUGUGCUUUUCGUACCUUUCCCCACAUUGUCGUUAUAAUUGCUACCUAGCUGGCUGCUUUUAAAACAAGUAGCCCAGCUAGUGUGUCUAUAAGCUAGCUAUACCACAAAGGGUAAUGUGACCUGAAGCAGGGUCAGCUGUUGUGUUUGUUUUUUUGUUUUUUCUUCCUAGAGCUCUCGGGUGAAAUUUAGGGUGGCUAAGUUGACACUGUAGUAAACGUGGCUUAAGCAGUGUUUGAAUUCUGUUGGACAUGGUUUAGAUGUGCAGCAAACAAACCGAAACUCUGUUUAGCCCAUGUUUUCUCUGCAACACUCCUCAGCUUUUCACGGUAAUCAUGUCUGCAGACCAGGGGAUGGGCUUUAUCUCGCAGAGCUCGCUGUCCGCUUUGAGGAGAUACCUUGGAUUUGUAUUUAGCCCUAGUCUAAUUCUGCCCUGUGAAUGGAGAAAGGAAUACCUGCCUCAUACUCAAAAGGUGUAGUGUCUUUUAAAAACUAAUGGACCUGUAUUUGCCUGUAAUUUAUCGUCCUGUCCUUUGUCUUAGUUAAUGUGCUAGCAUGUAGCUUGCAUGAGAAACGGUUGGAAAUGUAGAUAGCGUAGGAGAUGAGAAGUGCUGACAAGCUUCUCUCUUGAGAUAAGAGCGGCGGUCUGCCCAACUGACCCCCCCUGCUGUUCUCUGAUCUGCAAACAUAGACCAUCUCCCAGUUAAACCCAUCAGAACCUCCUCGAUGCUGCAGUGCUCAGGAUAGAACUGAGGCAACUAAUGAAGCAGGAAUUAUUUUGCCCCCCCCCCCACUGCUACUUUAAAACUACCCAAAGGUAGGAUGGCGUUGAAUUGGUCAGCGCAAUCAGUCGAAUUCAUAUUUCAUUGCAUCAGUGCAGUAAUGACAAGCUGUCACCAGAUGCCAGCAAACAGCAGCUUUUCUUGUCCCUCUUCAGUCAGACCGAGCUGUCCUGCGCCGCCACUUGACUCUCACCACUUCAGGCAGUCGCACACUAGCUGCCACUCAUCUCUUUUCUUUUUAUAGUAUAAACAAAUUGAUUUUUAAAUUAUGUUUUGUAAAAGGUGUGCAUAAUCUUAAACUUAUUACUUUCAAUUCAAUUGAUAAUCAUUUUCUUUUUUCUUUUUUUUUAGUUUUUCCAAAACUUGAAGGUUAGAAAUGUAGUAUUUCCGUAUUUUAUUGUUUCAACAACCAUUUUUAUAUAAUUUCAUGUAUAUAGUGUUGCCUUUAAUGGAUACUCUUACAAGCGCACCCAUGCACACACACUUUGGUACAUGCACAUCUACACACAUAUCUGGAUAUGCACGGCAGGCAUGAUGUCUGUGACUAUGGUGUAUUUGUACAUAUGUGUGUGUAUGUGUGUUUGUGUAUGAGUGUGAGGUGUGUAUAAAUUGACCCAAACAGACUCCGGAGACACUCCUACAUGUGUUGCAUUCACAAAAAUGUUAUUAUUUCGAUGACUAAAACAAUGUCUUUGUUUUUAGCGUUAUCAUUUUGGAUGACAAGUCUUCCUUUUGAAUAAAUGUCCAUAUCACAUGAGAGUAGUGCUGUCAUGUAUGUUAAUUUGUACUACCGCUGAAGAUGUCAUCAAGGCCAGAGCCAACCGCAUGCUGUGGUGGGUUUGCCUCUGUUGGCUGUUAUAUUCAUAAAGAAUUUGAUUUAUUUGGGUUUUUUGUUACAAUACCAGUUCAGUUGUUGACUUAAAUAAACAUGCAUUUGGGUUA